AUGUCCAGUCUCACGCUCAAGGCGGAUCUUGCGGCAAGAUACGUGGUGCAAAAUGAGCUCCUGCUAAAAGCGUUGGGCGCCGAGACGGCGGACGUGGGACACGUUACCAUCGGCGACGUGAUGGGGCAGGACAGUCUGGCGUACUUGGAGGAGUGGAAGAGGCGGCUGGAGCAGGCGGACAGCGAGAUGGAGACACGGGACAGCGUGGACGACGAGCUGGCGGAGCUGGACGCGGUCAUUGGGCGGCUCGAGAAAGAGUUCCUGAACCCCUCCGACGGGUCGCUGCGCGAGCAGAACAACGCCAUCUUCAACGAGUACUGUGAGAAGUACAACAAGGUGAUCUACGAGGUGAAGGAGAACGAGGACUUGAAUGCGGGAAUGGAUGACGCAGAGGAACAGGGCUCUUUUGCAAGCAGCGUACUGAUGAGCGACUACGAGGUGAGUCUGGUGGACGACAACAUGCAGGAGUUCUAUGUGAAUUUCGAAGGCCCCAAGGACUCGCCGUACGAGGGCGGGCUGUGGCGGAUCCACGUGGAGCUGCCGGACCAGUACCCGUACAAGUCGCCGUCGAUCGGGUUCCAGAACAAGAUCUUCCACCCCAACAUAGACGAGUCUAGUGGCUCGGUAUGUCUGGACGUGAUCAACCAGACGUGGUCCCCCAUGUUUGACAUCUUCAACAUCUUCGAGACGUUUCUGCCGCAGCUGCUCAACUACCCAAACGCCGCAGACCCGCUCAACGGGGACGCGAGCUCGCUCUACAUGAGAGAUAAGAAUUUGUAUGUGGAGAAGGUUAAAAUGUAUGUCAAAAAUUACGCGGACCCAGCCACAAUCCGCAACGGCGGCGCGGACCAGCAGGAGGACGAGACGGACUCGAGCGACGCCGACCUCAGCAGCGUAGACGAGAUGGUGGGCGAAAUCGACCUCUGA
Molecule: messenger RNA, 927 nt
Organism: Ogataea angusta
Lineage: Eukaryota; Fungi; Ascomycota; Pichiomycetes; Pichiales; Pichiaceae
Exons: 2
Coding region: 1-927 (308 amino acids)
Biological process (GO): ubiquitin-dependent protein catabolic process; protein polyubiquitination
Cellular component (GO): nucleus
Molecular function (GO): ubiquitin conjugating enzyme activity
Source: RefSeq, a predicted model, not a curated record